Molecule: messenger RNA, 1293 nt
Organism: Diaporthe amygdali
Lineage: Eukaryota; Fungi; Ascomycota; Sordariomycetes; Diaporthales; Diaporthaceae
Exons: 1
Coding region: 1-1293 (430 amino acids)
Source: RefSeq, a predicted model, not a curated record
AUGAGCUUUGCCAUGCUGGAGAUUGCGACGGCGAAGACAGGCAGUCGAUUGUCUGUCUUGGCCCUCCUGUUCACGGCUGCUCUCUCAUCGUCAUCUCAUUCUCACCUCAACCCACGACUCGACCACCUUCCUCUCGGACUACCCGACCUGCCUCCUGGCCUCUUCAUAACGUACACCGGCGUACUGUCCGGCUCACUCCAGCUCAACUCGUCCAACUUCCCCUUCGACGCGACAAAAUGCGCCGCCGGGAGCGGGACCUACUUCUUCGCCGACACGGCCAAUUCGACCGUGAGGGUCGGUGUCAACCCGCCAUCCAUCGAUCCCAACCCCAUGUUCUUCAUGAUCCAGCAAGGCGAGCCAGCGCUCCUCCCGCCGGUCCCUGAGCCAGGGACAGAAAUACCGACUCCGACAACACCUCCUCUCGGACCAGACAGCACAACACCGUUGGAGCCUAGUGCCCCGUCCUUCACCUUCGCCAACCCAACCGUGCAACCCGUCCCGAUAUUCUCAUCGCGGCCAAGGGCGUUGCUCGCAGCACCCGGCGGUCUGGACGUCAGCCAAGCCAUGUCAGGUCCCCUUCUCCCGCCCAGCACCACUGGGUCCGGAGGCAUCCAGAACCUCCUCUUCGCCUCCAUAUACACCAUCUGCACGCGGGACUCCCGGCCCUGCGGCAUGGUCCGCACAACAGACCAAGGCACAGCAACAUACAACACCCUGGAGAUGCUGAACCUCACGGGCCCGGACCUCCUGAGCACCACCGCAUCGUUCGACGACGACAGCGGGCCCUCUUACACCCUGCGCGGCGACCAGUCGACCUGGGCAAGCAACGACACCAUCGACUGGUCCGGGCUGGAGUUCUUCCCGCCGUCCAACUACACCGCGGAGCCUGAAGCGUGCACCGCGUACCGCUACCCGCCUCUGGUCUGGAACGCCACCACCCCCUUCACGUACGCCCUGCGCUUCGCCAACGCCUCGGCCACGCUCUCGCUCGUCCUCGCCGCGCCGCUGGGGACGGUGACGCUCGAGUUUGCGGGCGCGCGCGCCGCGGGUCUGGACGGCGCGGAUGUGCUCCAGGUCGGCCGCGGGGCUGGGGGCGCGCCGAGGUGGUCGUUUAUCAACGGGACGGGGUUUCACUUUGAUGGGGUCACGGCCGUGACGAACGAUUCUGUUGAGGGUGGUGGGCUGUUCAGUGGGGAGGACGGGCUGGGGAGCGGUGCUGCGGGCGUGGGUACGUGGGCUGGCUGGGGCGGCGGUGUUGCUCUUGCUGCCUUUUUUGCUGCGCUGUUGCUGUGA